Messenger RNA from Nicotiana tabacum (common tobacco), 528 nucleotides. NCBI's taxonomy places the organism in Eukaryota, Viridiplantae, Streptophyta, Magnoliopsida, Solanales, Solanaceae. The record is from RefSeq and is a predicted model, not a curated record.
AUGCCUUCUUCUCGUUCGCGAAGAGCCUGCCGCGUUCGUGAAGAGCAGCCUUCCUUAGGCUUACGCGAUCGUGAGAUCUCCUACGCAUUUGCAAAGGAUAAGCCCCCUGGCCUUCACAAACCCACUAAACCCACAACUACUAGCACUGCUGAUGAAAAGGUUAAGUAUGAGAAAUGGAUGGAGGCUAACAAAUUGAGUCUUAUGAUCAUGAAGAGAUCUAUUUCUGAUCACAUAAAAGGUGCGAUUAAGGAUAAUGGAAAUGCAAAAGAUUUUUUGAGUGCCAUUGGACAGAAAUUCCUAGAAUCUGAUAAAGUUGAGAUAGAUAGCCUGAUUGAUUCCCUAUCUACCAUAAAGUAUGACCUUGUAGGUAGUGUUCGUGAUCAUAUUAUGAAAUUGGUUAACAUUGCUACCAAACUGAAUAAUUUAGGUGUAAUCAUUACCGAUGAUUUUCUUGUUCACCAAUCUCUAAGGUCCCUUCCUGAGCAGUUUAACCAUCUUAAGACAACUUAUAAUGCACAAAAAGAUUAG